Quercus lobata is the source of this 2288-nucleotide messenger RNA. RefSeq names its product tRNA/rRNA methyltransferase (SpoU) family protein. The record is from RefSeq and is a predicted model, not a curated record. Gene Ontology annotation, biological process: rRNA methylation. Gene Ontology annotation, molecular function: rRNA (guanine) methyltransferase activity; RNA binding. Lineage: Eukaryota; Viridiplantae; Streptophyta; Magnoliopsida; Fagales; Fagaceae. The transcript has a single exon. Gene Ontology annotation, cellular component: chloroplast. Bases 248 to 2032 code for a protein of 594 amino acids.
CACCACUGUCAGUCAAAACCAGUUUUAAUUUCUUGCCGUACCUGCUGGAAAAACCCUGACUUCAAACUUGGGAGGAAUUAGCAACCAAGUGAAGCUAUCUAUUCUAUGGGAUGCGGAUAAGGUAACACUGUAUCUUAAACCUAAGAGCCUUUCUUCAUUUGUUACACAUAAAAUAGUUUCUUGUCCAAAGUUUUCUUCUUCUGGCUUUGGCACUUUAAGGUUUCGGAUAUAUAUCUUAUUUUCUUAUAUGCUUACAAUGUAUAACAAUUUGACGAAGAGCCAUACAUUUCCCUUGGCUAUUAGGAUUUAUUCACAACCUAGAUGCCUCAAAUUAUUCCACAUCUCAAAGCCCCUAUCUUUUCCAACUGGGUUUCGUUCAAAACCCCAAUUAAACCCCUGUGGGACCAAAACCCAUGGAAAUCUCCAUUUGAUGAACCGCAUGAAUUUUUCAACUUGUUCUCUUUCUAGGACACUGGAAAUGGGUGAUAUGGCAAAACCCAGAAGUGUGUCCGGUGGGUUUCGGCUUCGAAGUGGAAUACAGUAUUGCCCUUUGAUAAGAGCUAGAUGUUUUUCUAGUUCCUAUGCUAGGAAAAGUGGCGAAAAGAAUGAUAUGGUAAGAACUGGAAAAUGUCUUCCUUGGUUAGCAUCAAAUAGAGCUAAGGAAGUAAAAGGGUCUACAAAGACGAGUCGUUCUUCUUGGGAGGAAUCGGCAAAGAGGUUGGAGAAAGUGAGUAGUAAGUCUUCUUGGGAGGAAUCAGCAAAAAGGUUGGAGGAAGCAACAACAAUGAGAGGUGCCCAUUCUUCUUGGAAGUUAUCUGCAGAAAAUUUUGUGGGGAAAAGUGGUAAAUUGGCAGUGGGGAGUGAAGAUGAUAGGAAUGGAAUAGAUAUAGCGGAAGAUCGGAAAAGUGGUUUUGUUGGUAUGGAUGGAAGUUUUGAAGUAGAUAAUGAAGGAGGAGAAGAAAUUGAGGCCAUUGAUGAUCCAAGAUGGGAUAAGAUUAAGCAUAGAUUCAGGGGAAUGGCAGAUGAAAAGGCUGGAUCUGUGAAACCUGAGUUACGGAGGUGGAAUAAGCAGGAAAAUUGGGGUAGAAAGACAUGGAAAGAAGCUACGGAAUCGACAGUACCUAAGAUGGUUGGUGAAGGGAUUUAUGGGGUUGGUCCAGUUUUGGCUGCUUUGUCAGCUCGAAGAAGAGAAUUUUAUGCAUUGUACCUCCAAGAAGGGUUGGAUUUGAGUAAUAAUAACAGGAAGAAGAAGGACAAAAAAGGGUUUGAGAAAAUUUUGAGGAUGUCUGAAAAAAUUGGGUUAAGUGUAAGGGAAGCAUCAAAGCAUGAUCUCAAUAUGGUUGUUGAUAACCGUCCCCAUCAGGGUCUGGUUCUAGAUGCUUCUCCAUUGGAGAUGGUAAAAAUGAAGGAAUUGGAACCUGCUUCUGUCAAGGAAGACAAAGGUUCUCUCUGGAUAGCCUUGGAUGAGGUCACAGAUCCUCAAAAUUUGGGGGCAAUCAUUAGGUCUGCAUACUUUUUUGGAGCUUCAGGAGUGGUGUUAUGUGCCAAGAAUUCAGCACCAUUGAGUGGUGUUGUAAGCAAAGCAAGUGCAGGUGCUCUUGAAUUAAUGGAGCUUAGGUAUUGCAAGAAUAUGAUGCAGUUCUUAGUUUCCUCAGCUGAAAAUGGUUGGCGGGUUCUUGGAGGUUCGGUUGCACCAAAAACUGUUCCCUUGGAUGAGGUUUUGCCUGGUGCACCAACAAUUCUUGUUUUGGGCAGUGAGGGUACUGGGUUGAGGCCUUUAGUGGAGAGAUCAUGUACACAGUUGAUUAGGAUCCCUGGGAAUAUUCCUAUGGAUUUAUCUACAGGUGGAGUUAAUGAUGUGGAAACCGCAGAAACAAAUUCUGGGUGCUCAAGUGAAGAGUUCAGGUCCUUUCUGGCUGUGGAGAGCUUAAAUGUCAGUGUUGCAGCAGGUGUGCUUCUUCAUCACUUAAUUGGAAGCAAUUACAAGAAUCAGUGCUACAUAGGAGACAAGCCGACUGAUGCACUUGAAUGAGAUUUCAUGGCCCAUGCCAUUCAUUUUGUUGUCUCAGUCUAUUUAUCUAAGUAGAUUAUAAUUGUCUAUCAUUUUAGUUUUUCCUUAUAAUACAAGCAUUAUAACAAAUUUUACCAGCAUCUGUAGGAUUUUAUAAUCAAUUGGUAGUAGCUUCAAAGUUUUGAAUGCCUCUUCACCUCUUGAUUGGAAACAUGUACCAUUAAGAGUUGUAACUUUGGUCAUAAGCAAAGUAAUGGCCUUGGAGAAAGUCCUACGG